CCUUUGACACAUCAUAUAUUUAGCCGGGUUUGUUGUUUGGCUCUUUUUGAUCAUAGUCAAAAUUUUUUCUUAACUUUUUCAUUCGAAUUAAAUUCAUACAAAGAUCAAAAUAAUUUCAAAAAAUAAAUAUGCUGCUUCUGCGGACGUUAUUUAUCUUUACCCUGGUGGUUAUAGCUUGUUUGGUAAUAACCGAUGCCCAGAGUAAACAAAAGGGUGGACUCACCAUUUCGGAGAAAGUUCAGAACCUUCUCGACAUGAACAUGAAAAAGUCUCUGCUUCGCUUCAACGGACAAAAGUUCCGCGACUACGUUAAACAAUCGCCCCGCAAUUAUUCUGUGAUAGUGAUGCUCACUGCAUUGGCACCCUCUCGGCAAUGUCAGAUUUGUCGCCAUGCCCACGACGAAUUCAACAUUGUUGCCAACUCCUACCGCUACUCACCGAUCUACUCGAAUAAACUCUUCUUUGCCAUGGUCGACUUUGACGAUGGCUCCGAUGUAUUCCAAAUGCUUCGUUUGAAUACAGCGCCCGUGUUUAUGCACUUCCCGGCCAAGGGUAAGCCAAAAGGUGCCGACACCAUGGACAUCCAUCGAGUUGGAUUUGCUGCCGAAUCAAUUGCUAAAUUCGUUCACGAACGCACCGACAUCCAGAUCCGAGUAUUCCGACCACCGAACUACUCUGGAACUGUUGCUGUCAUCACUCUGGCUGCCUUGCUGGGAGCUUUCUUGUAUCUGCGUAGGAAUAAUCUAGAAUUUCUGUACAACAAACAGUUGUGGGGCUCGAUAGCUGUGCUCUUCUGCUUCGCUAUGAUUUCGGGACAGAUGUGGAAUCACAUUCGUAGUCCACCUCUCGUUCAUAAAAGCCAGAAUGGUGGAGUGGCUUACAUCCAUGGAUCGUCGCAGGGUCAAUUGGUUAUUGAGACCUAUAUUGUUAUGUUCCUUAACGCUAUGAUUGUCCUUGGAAUGAUUCUUCUUACUGAAUCUGGUUGGCAGAAUGAUAUGCGCAAAGGACGCAUCAUGGCAAUUGCUGGCUUAAUUCUCGUCGCAGUAUUCUUUUCAUUUUUGCUAUCCGUGUUCAGGUCGAAAGCACAAGGUUAUCCUUACAGCUUCCUCUUUAAAUAAAUUAAGUGAACGUCAAGUGAAUACCGCUAUUUUCUAUAAGAGUUCCAUCCCAUUUGAACGAAAGGAAGUUUUGUGCGUGUGUUUUUCCUUCUAUUCGAUCACAAAUUCACGAGUUUUUUCUUUUAUAAAGAUGAGUUUUUUUUGCAAUAAAAUUAAAAAAGAUAUAAGCUGGAAAGAA
Messenger RNA from Eupeodes corollae, 1296 nucleotides. It is a transcript of the gene Ostgamma, whose product is annotated as tumor suppressor candidate 3. Bases 129 to 1118 code for a protein of 329 amino acids. The transcript has 4 exons. The record is from RefSeq and is a predicted model, not a curated record. Gene Ontology annotation, cellular component: oligosaccharyltransferase complex. Lineage: Eukaryota; Metazoa; Arthropoda; Insecta; Diptera; Syrphidae.